UUGGGAUACUUUCAAUCAGCAGAUAUAGGAACAAGCCUGCUCACUUAUCAAAGAAGCGUUGAGAUGAGUGAUGCAGAAGAGCAAGGAAAUGGCACUGUGCCUACUGGAAGUGAAGGAGAGAAUGCGGCUACAGAACAGACGAUUGUUUUAGUGACUGGCGGAUCUGGUCUCGUCGGGAAGGCCAUCCAAAGAGUCGUUGAAGAAGAAAUCCCUGAUGAUGAACAGUGGAUUUUCUGCAGUUCAAAGGAUGCUGAUCUAUGCAACUUGGAAGAGACCAGGGCCUUGUUUGAGAAGCAUAGACCAACACACGUGAUUCAUCUUGCUGCUAUGGUUGGAGGACUUUUCCACAAUCUCAGGAACAACCUUGAAUUUUUUAGGAAAAACAUGGCCAUGAACGACAAUGUUCUUCUUGCAUGCCAUGAGUUGGGAGUGAAGAAGGUAGUUUCCUGCCUCUCAACCUGUAUCUUCCCCGACAAGACUACUUAUCCGAUUAGUGAAACAAUGGUUCAUAAUGGACCCCCACAUCCAUCCAACUUUGGAUACAGCUAUGCAAAACGAAUGGUUGACGUCCUCAAUCAUGCCUACAAUGCUGAUCAUGGGAGGCUCUUCACAUCAGUGGUGCCUUGCAACGUUUUUGGUCCUCAUGACAACUUCAACAUCGAGAAUGGACAUGUUCUUCCUGGGCUCAUGCACAAGGUUUACCUGGCACAAAAAGAGGGGAAGCCUUUGGAAGUGUGGGGAACUGGUAACCCCUUGAGGCAAUUCAUCUACUCCUAUGAUCUGGCCCGACUCAUGGUCUGGGCCCUCAGAUCUUACACGGAAGUGGAACCUCUCAUCCUUGCAACGGACGAAGCAGACGAGAUCAGCAUCGGCAAGGCAGCCAUCCUGAUCGUGAACGCGUUUGGGUUUCGAGGCCACGUGGUGUUCGACACGUCACAGCCCGACGGCCAAUACAAGAAGACGGCCAGCAACGCGAAGUUGCGCAAGUACUUGCCGGACUUCAAAUUCACUCCAAUUGAGAGGGGGAUCCAAGAGACAGUGGACUGGUUUUUGCAUAAUUAUGAGCAGGCCAGGAAGUGAAAGUGCCAGAUUUCAAACCAUCAGGUGCAGGGACCGGUGUUAGGUUUGUCAUUGCUUGGAUAUAAGGGCAUAUACUCAUCUCAAAGCUGACCAGAUAUGCUGUUCCAUGAUUCUUUUUUUUUAUCAUUGAAGCUUGAUUUGCACCUCAAAUACCAAAAGCACUGCACUGCAGCAGUUGUGAUAUCAAAGAUGCUACAUUUGCGAGAAUAUGACUCAAAUACCACAUGUAAUACGCUAUGGCUUGUUCAUUAUCGAGCUGAUAUAUCGCUCCUAUUGUGAAAAAAUUUGAAGGGC
Molecule: messenger RNA, 1374 nt
Organism: Darwinula stevensoni
Lineage: Eukaryota; Metazoa; Arthropoda; Ostracoda; Podocopida; Darwinulidae
Source: the annotation of a GenBank genome assembly